CCGCGCUUCAGUUAUAAACAAUAUUUGUUUGUUUUUGUUUUUAUAAAUGCGACAUUAAAACAUUCACAUAUUUAAAAAUGAAGCUUACUUAUUUAUUUAUUACAACGCUAGUGUUUUACAUUGUAUUGAUGGAAACUGUGGAUGCAUGGAGAGGGAAUUAUCAAUCAGUACGGCGGAGUAGAAAUAUACGUCAGAGAUACUGUGCAUGCUGGUACUGGUGGUGGGGAUGUUCAUACUGGAGAGAUUACUGGAGAACUGAAUAUUAUUAUGAAUAUAUUUGUAGACCUGGAUGGACACACAAUGGGGAUCAAAACUGUGAUAUACCUGUAUGUCGUCCGACGUGCCAGAAUGGCGGAACUUGCACAAGUCCAAAUGUCUGCCAGUGUCCUUCAUGGUCUCAAGGAGUAGGAUGCGCUUCAUUGACAUGCUCUUAUAAAAAGCCCUGUUACCCUGGAAAUUGCACAAGUGGCACUUCUUGUACAUGUGAACCUGGCUUCAUAAAACAAAGAGAAUCUGAUGGUUGCAUAGGAUUUGAUUCUACACGUGAAGAGCUUCGUCCAGUUGUCGGUAAGAGUAACGUAACAUUGUCUCAUAUCAGAAGAACUGAUGGUAAAGUUGAUUUUAUGUUCAUAUUAGAGGGCCUGGAGGAGAAAGAACCGGGGAAAAAAGAAAUUAUUUGGAGCAACCAGAAGCGAUUCAAUAAUCUCUAUUUCGAGUAUAUAACGUAUUUCACUCAGCCGGAAAACUUGCCAAAGAGACCAAAGUAUGUGUCUGAAGCAAAAAUAGGAAUAGUAGAAAGCAUCAUAGAAGCAAACGUCAGCAAAGUCCCCAGAGAUGGUGGUCUGAUUAGAGACGAAGGAUCAUUUAAAGUCUACAAAUGUGAGGGUGGUUUCUCAAAGGACCAUCCGGCAGCCGAGCUGGCCACAUGUAUAAUAGACGAUGAUCAGUUCAAGACACUGAUUGAACAUGGAGAUUGGUUGAACAUCAAGUUCAAGUCAUCAUCCGGGGGUUUCCAACAGUUGGUCAAUAUAGAUGAUCAGAGUAAUCCAUAUGCUAGGAAAUACUACAAAGGUCUGCAAGAUAUUCGAGAGGUACAAUUCAAUUUCGACUUCGUAGCCCCUAAACAUUGUAAAGAAACAAAAAAAUGUAAUUCAUGGUCAAACAUACUCCGUGUCGACAAGGAAUUCACAAAGGACCCUAUUAAGAUUCUCUGGUCCGGAUGGAUUGACGAACUCUGUGGCGUUUGGGAAUAUUACGUAGAAGUGUUUAAACUAACACCAGAUCGAUAUGACAAACUUAUUGAAGCAGAACCUUUGAAGCCUGUAUUUAAUGCAACAAUUCCACACACAAAAAAAAUUGCUUAUCCUUCUUACAAGCCGAAAGAACCUGGCAUGUACAGUGUUUUGAUGGAAACUAGAGACUUCGCUAAUAACUCAAGAAUAGCCAGAAGGCUUGUUUUAUUUGAUGACCAGUCGGACAUUACACUAAAUGAAAACUCUGACGGAAAACUGUAUGUGAGUUCAGCUGUGAAUGAAACUGGAUAUAUGUGGCAGACUUCAAGUAAAGGAAAUGAUGUAACUAUCGAUGUAGCCUGGUCAAAUCAUUUUAUUAAUAAGAUAAUUGAAGACAAUAAGUUGCUUUAUCGUGUUGACUCAUAUCCAAUCCAAUUCAAGGAAAUUCAAGAUGAUGGCAUACUUUAUAGUCAAAAAUUCGUACAAGAUUCCUUAGACGACAACGAAGGACAUCGAACACUUAAAGCUAUUGAAAACUAUCACGGAAUCGUAAAAUUUGAAGUAGCAACUGUUCUAUCAAAAGAUGAUGAAGAACCAAAGUCCACAUGGAAAAUUUUGGAACCAUUUCAAGAGAAAACCUCAAUUCCGUUGAAGCUACAGGAGGGAAGCCGUGUACGCGUGUGGGUCCGAGCGACAGAUGUAAUGGGAAAUAUAAAAGCAGACAGUACUUUGGUAAGGUUUGAUAAUACAGAACCUACGAUAUCUUCUAGCGGGGAUGGCCACAUGUUUGAACCGAACAUUGAAAGUACGAAAUUUAAUUUCUCUUCGAGGAUAAAGUUCAUUGCCUCUGACAAAGAGAGUGGCGUACAUAAGAUUGGAUUUUCUAUCACAAUUAAAACUACAGGCAAGGAAGACAGGGUUAUUUAUGAAGGAUUUGCACCAGCAUCGAUUUCAAAUUCCACUGAUGACCCACUAUGUAAUGCUGUGAUAGAAGGGAAGUGUUUUAAACCGUUCCAGAAUUUAUACCUUGAUAACUGCUGGUUCUUAGUCAGCAAGGGUGAUCUUGACAAUAGUAUAGCUUCUGUUAAAGUGUAUGCAUAUAACCAAGCCCUGCUUAAUAAAUCCGUGACGUUUGACAUCGGUCAUGUGAAAAAUCUCGAGGGACUCGAAAAAUAUAGCGGUCCUGAAAAUAUACGUAUAGAAUCUCCAACACCAAACGGUUUCCGUGUCGCUUGGGAUCUUCCUGAAAAGACAUCAUGUUAUGGAUUGGCUCAAAUAGCAUUGGUUCUCCUUAGAAAGGAUGGGAGAGAGCCGUUGAAGACAUAUUUCACUGAUGGAUCAAACAAAUAUUUUGAUAUCCUUGGGCUUGAUCCUGUCACUGAUUAUCAAAUAGAUUUUGGAAUAAAAAUACCACAAGCAUCUGCAAUUGAGCAAACAGACGUUUCAUUAGAUGUGAAAACAGAGGCACCUGUUGAAGCAAAAAGUUCUACCGGACUAAUUAUAGGACUCGUUUGUGGGUCGGUGUUCCUUCUGGUUAUGGUUAUUGUUGUUAUGUACGUCCUAUCUAGAAAGGGAUACAUCCAUCCUGCCGGAGGAGUUCGUAGUGUUCGGAGGGCCGUUACACAGAGGGUAAGAAAUACAAGAGAAUACGAGGGGUCAAGACAGGGUGGAUCUCAAUCAGGCAAAAUGGCUUAUGAUAACCGGCAAAGUGAAUUGUAUAUUUACGGUGGUAUGGAUGUGCAGACACCACAGAUAUGGCACAUCGACAGGAAUGAUGUAACGUUUGAAGCAUUGAUCAAAAGUGGACACUUUGCUAACAUCUAUAAAGCUAGACUUAAAACCGGAAAAAGUGAUAGUGAUAUAGUUGUAGCAAAAACACUUAAAGAACGAUUUACACCUGAAGACGAGUUACUUAUGAAAGCUAAAAUUAAUUUCACUGGUGAAAAAGUAGGAAGCCAUCCAAAUGUUCUGAAGUUUAUUGGUGCUGUUGUAAAUGAAGACGCUAUGGGACCAUUUAUAAUUUACGAGUUCUGUGAGAAUGGAACACUGAGAGAUUACCUAGCUGAACGAAAAAACAACGUUACCAUGGAGUUACAAGAAAACCUAUUCCGAUUUGGUCUGGACAUUACUAAAGGAAUGGAAUUUCUCGCUGGAAUGGGGAUUGUUCACCGCCGUCUCGCUGCUCGAAACAUUCUUCUGAAUUUCCUAAAUGAGGUAAAAAUUUCUGGGUUUGGACCACAGCCUUCGGAAGAAGAUGGAGGGGACGCGGAGAAAGGGAAGAGGGAGCGCAUACCAAUUAAAUGGGUGGCACCAGAGUGUAUGGAAUCUACUCGUGAUGCAACAGAAAAAAGUGAUGUUUGGUCAUUUGCUGUAGUCUUGUGGGAAAUAUUCACCCUAGGUGACACGCCAUAUCCAGAAAACAAAGGAAAUGAUCUUCAUAAACGACUGAAGAAAGGAGAACGUUUGAACAAACCGGAACAAUGUGACGACACAUGGUAUGCCGUCAUGAAGAAAUGUUGGUCGUAUGAACCAAGCAAAAGACCAAAGUUCAAGUCUGUUAGACAAGAACUGGACAAUCUUUUCGUUGCGGCACCUGGUGAUGACUACUACUUUUACAAGCGAUAAAUGAUUGAGCGGUGUGUGGAGUUUUUACAAAUGUAAUUAACUGAUUCAACUGCAGCAUAUUACAAAUAUACAAAAUAAUGAUACAAAUGAAAUAAAUAUUUGACAAUAUGCAUACAUAUUAUAAUGAUUACAAUAUUAAAGUUUUUGUAUUGACGUUAGUAUAUGUAGAUAUAACAAUUAGUAUGACAAUGACUCUUUAUGUUUAUACUAAUUAUUUUUUAAACAAAAAUGGUUAUGGGACCAAAUGUACCUUGAAAUUUAAACUGCGCUUGUAUGAUAUAAAUUUUAACUAAGAUAAUAGAUCUACCUUAUUUGAUAAUCACAAACUUAGUUCAAUAUGAUAAUGUUUCAUUUACACAAUAAUAAUUAAGUAAUUAAGAUGCACGUAUGAUUAGGCAAGUAACAACUAUAGAUUUGUGUUUGUUACUCAUCACUUCUGACCAGCACUAAAUUAAUAUUCAAUAUGUCUUUAGGUGUACAAAACAAAUGGUCAAGACCGGUGUAGCUGUUUGAUCAGUUUAAAUUGGUAAAUGCGUGCUAAUGAACACUAACCAAUUAAGUGUUUAAAAUCGGUUUUAUAAAAAAAUUAUUUGAAAUACUGCAAUCCUAUUGGACAAUAAAGUAAUUUUCAACACUAAUUCAAACUUAUGUUGAUUUAAUCUGUCGCGUUGCUACGCCGUGCAAAACAGAUUUAAUUUCUUUAAUAGUGAGUCACUGACACAAAUCUAUAGUAGAUACAAGUUAAAAGUUUUAUUCGUUCAAACCAAUAAUGUUGUUAAAAACAUUAUGAUGUAUGUGCAUACAUUAAUUGCUCUAAGAUGUAAACACGUAAUCACCAAUUAUUUUUCAUUUCAAUACAUGUGCUUUUUAUGCUUUCCGAAGGGAGAGCAUAUAGUCGCCGCCUUGUCUGUCCGUCCGUCCGUCCGUUGUCUUGUUCGAAGCAUAACUUAAAAACCCACGGAGAUAAUUUGUUUAAACUUCACACAGUGGUAGAGGACAUCGAGGCGGAGUGCAGUAUAAAGAACCAUGACUCUAUUUUGUCCCGAUUUUGAAUUAUCUCCGCUUUUGGGAAAAAUCUUUGUCGGGACAUAACUCUAAAACUAUAUGAAAUAUAUAUCAACAUGAAACUUUGUAGAUAGAUAGAUCACAAUGGGUAGCUGUCCAGUGCAUAAGAACCCUAACUCUGCUUUGCCAAAAUGUUGGAGUUAUUGCCCUUUAAUUAUUUUGCACUUUGAACAUUUUCCGGGAUAUUACUCUAAAAUUAUCAGAGAUAUCAACAUGAAAUUUUGUAGGUCUCUAGAUCUCAUUAGGUACAAGUACAUUGCAAAAGAACCAAAACUCCGAUUAGCCCUGUAAUUGAAUUAUCUCUCCCUUUAGAAAAAUCUUGUCCGAGACAUAACUCUUAUGAUAAUUAGAGAUUUCAUCAUGAAACUUUGUAUGUAGAUAGAUCUCAAAAGGUAGAUGUACAGUGUACAAGAAACGUUAUUUGCCUUGCCUUAUUUUGGAGUUAUUGCCCUGUGUUCAUUUUUACAUUUUAAACUUUGUCAGGGUCAUAACUAGGAAACCAUUACAGGUAUCAACAAGACACUUUUUUAGUUUUUUUUUGUGUUUUUCACUUUUUUAAGAAAAAAACGUUUAUUUCUGAUUUAGAUGACCCUAAACAUGCAAAUUUCCAAAAUGAAACUGUAACAAUUUUUACAGUACACUUUUUUGUUUGUUUAAUUCCUAUGGUAGAUAGGUCUCAUUUAUUAGGAGUCCAGUGCAAAGAACAGUUGCUCUGCAUUGCUUUAUUCUGGAAUUAUUGCACUUUGAACUUUGCCCACGGAAAUAACUCUGAAACUACAAGAGGUGUACUUUCCAGUGUCAAAAACCCUAUUGGGAGAGCAUCAUCUGGCUCUAACUGGUCUCUUGUUUAAUAUAAAGCUCUGUAUUACUUAAUAUAUAAAUGUUUUGUAUUAUACUGUAUUUUGUAAAUUUGAAUAAGCUUUGAAUUUAUUAUGUUAUUUUAAAUGAACACGAUCUUAGUUUAAAGAUUCAUGACUCAAGAUGAGCAAAAAUCUUUUAAGAAAGUCAAAAUUGAGAAAAAUGUAUAAAGAUCUAAAGAAAAGUGAAAAAUUCAAAUUCAGUUAUUAAUUUGCAUGUUUUGACUGUUUUUGAGGUAAAUAUCACCAUAGUUCUACUGCUUGACUAAUACAGUGCGGGCUAUUUUUGCAUAUUUUGACCUGCUUUUGGGAAAGAACUUUAUGUGGAUUAAAAUUGCCAUUUGCAAUGUGUAAGUUACUUUACAAUAUUUAACGUUUAAGGUUUUUAUUAAAAUUAGCAUGAAUCUGGAGGCGUGCAGCUCUAAGUGUUAAAUCUUAGUGUUUAUAUAUGAUGUAUAUAUUUUUGUAAAUAUUCAUGACUACAAAUAUAUAUGCUUGCGAACGUUUCCCCUUUUCCAGACCUUAUUGACCAUUUGAGCAGCGCCAUGGCAACACCAACAUAAUGCGUUUACAACCAGCAUGGAUACAGACCAGCCUGCGCAUCCGCGCAGUCUGAUCAGGAUCCAUUAUCUUUGCUUACAAACCCUAUACAAAGUAGAGAAACUGAUAGCGAACAGCAUUGAUCCUGAUCAGACUGCGAGGAUGCACAAGCUGGUCUGGAUCCUUGCUGGUCGCAUUAUGAUAUCGUAGAUGUUGCAUGUAGGAAUACUGUUCUUUAUUGGUUGAGCUUAACCAUUUAAUGCAAAUAACAAUUUAAAUCAUCAUGGGGCGCUAUUUAAAAUUAUACUUAGAAAUUGGAAAAGAAGGUAUUUGACUCCAUUGGAAGAACGUCUGUUGUUGUAUGAAUGGUAUUACUUCAUUUGUCAUAUUUAUUUUUCAGCUUACCAAAUAAUUGUAUAAAAUAGAUGUUUCAACAUUUAAAAUGGAAUGGAAGACAAAAAGCUUAAAAGUAAAAUGUCUGCUGUAAUCAAAGCUUUUGAUUUUGGUGAAAUUAAAAAAUAAUAGAUAUUAGAUUAUAUAUGGUUAGUUUCAAAAGAAAAUAGUUCAGAAAUUGUUCUAUAGUUAGUAAAUGUUAAAAUCAUGUACAAAUAUCUUGUGUUGUUAACAAACUCAUAAAUUUGACUUAACUGUAUUCUUAUAAGAUUUGUCACUCAACUCGAAAUAAAUUUUGAAAGAUUUCAUAAAUGCAUGUGCAAUAUACAUUGACACCAUGAAUGUAGAUGCUGUUGAAUAAGUUCAGCUCGACUAUUCAUGCGUCUAUUAAGUUUUAUUUGCAAUGUACUAAUAUCUCAUCAAUCAUUUUAAAAUAUGUGCUUAAAUCUUCACACAAUCAUUUGAGUUCAUUAUAAGAUAACUAUCCAGUGCACAUGCAACAUCAAUCUUCAAAACUACUUACACAAAUCAAUCUUCAAAACUAUUUAAGGUAUUCACUUUGUCAACCAGUCCCCAAUGUUCAUUGAUCUUGGCAUGGAUUUUGACAGAAUUGUGGCCCUUUUUGACCUUAGAAAAUUCUUGGUAAAGGUUUUGUAUGCAAUAUCAACAACUGAUGGUAUCAAUUCGAAACUUCAUAAUGUAUUCGUGAUCGUUAAUAGAGGGUCAUUGGCAAAGGACCAUUAGUUUUGGAAUGAAUUGUGGAUUGAAUAUAGCCCUUCGUGAAUAUUUCUUUGGUCAAUAUCCAAGACUCUUAAUUAUAUAUGACAUGUAUCUUUUCAAUGUAAUAUCUUUUUGCUAAUUCUUGCAUUGUACAGACACUUGUGUAACUAUCAAACACUUACAAUAGUCGAGCGCGCUGUCCUACACUUAUAACAAAUACCAUGAAGAAAAAACAAUACGACAAAGGAAUACUUGAUGUUUAAGAUAUAGUCAAUGAUGAAGGAGAUAUGUUUACUUUAAAGGAAUAUAUAUAAAUGAAUUGUAAUCCAUAGUUGGAAAGAAGUUUAUCCUUUCAGUGUACUAGAAUUUAUUAACGCAUUCACAUUGAUGUUUAAAAGUUCAAUCCUGAAAUAAACAGGGUUUUGUCACUUUACAAACAAAUGCCUUACUUUAUUAGCUGAAAUAAUUCCUGUUAUCUACAGUAGUGGAUGUGAAUGGAACAAAGUGAUGUCUUUAUUGUCUUAUAUCAAGAUAGUUGUGCUUUUUUUGUAAGGAUCAGAAAUAAUAGUUUGUAAAUAUAGCAUAUACUUUUCUUGGAAUAUAAGAAAUAUAUUUUCUAGGAAAGAGAUAAGGUAGCUCCUACAAUUUCAAGCUUGACUUAGUUAAUAAUUGGCCAGUGAACAUAAACAUAGAGACAUUAGUGAACAUGAAGGUUAUUGUUAGAUUAUCGUGACAUUAUAUAGUUUAUAUAGCUUAAUUUAUUGGAAAGUUUUAUAGAGUAUUUAGAAGCUUAGAAAUAUAAAGAACUAUACAAAUAUACUUGUGUGUGUUUUACACUGCUGUUAUCUACAUCAGAAUGCUUUUCGUAAAAUGUUAACUGUGUAAUGUGUUGACUGUUGAAUGUGCAAUAAAAAUAAAAUGAAGAUGCAGUGUU
Molecule: messenger RNA, 8366 nt
Organism: Ruditapes philippinarum (Manila clam)
Lineage: Eukaryota; Metazoa; Mollusca; Bivalvia; Venerida; Veneridae
Exons: 29
Coding region: 78-3857 (1259 amino acids)
Biological process (GO): multicellular organism development; cell surface receptor protein tyrosine kinase signaling pathway; protein phosphorylation
Cellular component (GO): signaling receptor complex
Molecular function (GO): transmembrane receptor protein tyrosine kinase activity; ATP binding; protein binding
Source: RefSeq, a predicted model, not a curated record